This is a messenger RNA of Fimicolochytrium jonesii, 552 nucleotides long. RefSeq lists its product as uncharacterized. The record is from RefSeq and is a predicted model, not a curated record. The transcript is spliced from 2 exons. Lineage: Eukaryota; Fungi; Chytridiomycota; Chytridiomycetes; Spizellomycetales; Powellomycetaceae. Bases 1 to 552 code for a protein of 183 amino acids.
AUGAAACUCUGCAAUCUCUUCGCCGUCGCGGUAUUGGCUCCGACCGCUGCUCUUGCUGCAAAGACUGUCGGCGACCCUUGCGAUCCGGCCACGAUUCUAUUCGGAUGCGAUGGGACGGACUUCUUGCAAUGCACGGUCGAUGGAAAAUGGGUUCUCCAGAACAAAUGCCCUGAUGAGUGCGAGACGGACGCUCAGUACGGUCCUCUCUGCGAUCUUUCCCCGCCAACGGGUACUGCAACACCAAGCACCACAGCCCACCAUCGUCACCGCACCGCUACGCCUGCGGUAACGCACACUAAGAAGCACAUCAAGUCCCACAAAACCAAGGCAACCUACCACACCAAACCGACGCAUAAGAGUCAUCACACGGCGGGAACGCACAAACCCAAGCCCCACAAGACCAAGGACCACAAGACGAUCAAGCGUACGACAAAGACUUUGAAGCUCAAGAAGACCAAGGCGACCCCGACAGCGACCAAAGACCACCAUAAGAAGACCAAGGAGGCCGCGGCGGUGACGAAAAAACACAACAAGGCCAAGCCUACCAACUGA